Molecule: messenger RNA, 1188 nt
Organism: Piliocolobus tephrosceles (Ugandan red Colobus)
Lineage: Eukaryota; Metazoa; Chordata; Mammalia; Primates; Cercopithecidae
Gene: TEAD2
Product: TEA domain transcription factor 2
Exons: 4
Coding region: 1-462 (153 amino acids)
Biological process (GO): hippo signaling; embryonic organ development; regulation of transcription by RNA polymerase II
Cellular component (GO): transcription regulator complex
Molecular function (GO): RNA polymerase II cis-regulatory region sequence-specific DNA binding; DNA-binding transcription factor activity, RNA polymerase II-specific
Source: RefSeq, a predicted model, not a curated record
AUGAGCCCCGUGCCCAUCUGGGCCACUGCGGACCUGAACUGGGGCCCAAGUGGCGAGGAGGCGGGGGCCAGUGGCAGCAUCAGCAGUGGUGGCUUCUACGGAGUGAGCAGCCAGUAUGAGAGCCUGGAACACAUGACCCUCACCUGUUCCUCCAAGGUCUGCUCCUUUGGCAAGCAGGUGGUGGAGAAGGUGGAGACGGAACGGGCCCAGCUGGAGGAUGGCAGAUUUGUGUACCGCCUGCUACGCUCGCCCAUGUGCGAGUACCUGGUGAAUUUCUUGCACAAGUUGCGGCAGCUGCCUGAGCGAUACAUGAUGAACAGCGUCCUGGAAAACUUCACCAUCCUCCAGGUGGUGACAAACAGAGACACCCAGGAACUGCUGCUCUGCACCGCCUAUGUCUUCGAGGUCUCCACCAGCGAGCGUGGGGCCCAGCAUCACAUUUACCGCCUGGUCAGGGACUGAAGGGGGACCCCAAAACUGGCUCACCCCCAGAACACCCUCCUCCCAAGGAGGGUCCUUCAGCUCACCUCAUGCUUCUUAUUUGGGGAGAGGGCUGUGAUGUAAAGGGGUUGACCUCAGAGGCCUAAGCAACUGGGGCCAUCCCCCCCAUUAGAGGGGCCCCCAAAACUUGGUUGGAGAGCUGAACAGGCUGGGACUGAGGAAAGGAUAAACCCCAAUAUUGGAACCUCACAGUGGGUGUCUGAAAGGACAGAUCACUCUGGAGUAUCAGGGAUUGUGGGGACAGGAGUGAGACAACCCCCAGGUACAGCACUGACUUCUCAGCCCCUGGCAGGGCCCCCCCACUCCUCUGCAUGUCUUGGAGGGCCCUAGUUACACAUUGGCUUGUCCCCUUUACUUUUUCCCAGCCACCCCUCCCCCUGAAAUUUCUCCCUCUCUCUACCACCCUCACUCCAUGACCUGUGAGAUCACAAAGUGAAGAUUAACCCUUUCUGUGCAGGAGCAGAGCCAGGUGGGCCCUGGAAAUUUUUUUUUUUUUUUUAAUAUAACAAGAUAUUUAUAAGUGGGUGCUAGGGUCUUGACUUUAUCUCAGCUGCACAAGUAGUGGGUUGAAGCUUUCUAAUCUCAUCCCCCCACCCAAGUGAGCUGUGAGCUAGACUGUUUCCUCCCUCCCCUCUCAAAGUUUGUUGGUUUGUGUUCUGACAGAGGAUAAAGCUAUUUUACCAAAAA